Anoplopoma fimbria (sablefish) is the source of this 894-nucleotide messenger RNA. RefSeq names its product ENY2 transcription and export complex 2 subunit (gene eny2). Lineage: Eukaryota; Metazoa; Chordata; Actinopteri; Perciformes; Anoplopomatidae. The record is from RefSeq and is a predicted model, not a curated record. The transcript has 5 exons. Gene Ontology annotation, molecular function: chromatin binding; transcription coactivator activity. Gene Ontology annotation, biological process: poly(A)+ mRNA export from nucleus; positive regulation of DNA-templated transcription; regulation of transcription by RNA polymerase II. Gene Ontology annotation, cellular component: nuclear pore; SAGA complex; DUBm complex. Bases 249 to 536 code for a protein of 95 amino acids.
AAUGACUCUCUUUCCCUUACUGACAUAUCAAAUACACAUUUAAAGCUUAAUUGAAUUAAAAUGUAAAUCAAACGCAUAGUUUAGCUCAUAGCCUCUGUCGUGUUUUGAGACAGUUGUACUUCAAAGGCCUGUUGUGUUUGGAGCUCCAGUUAACGUUGUUUCAGAUUAACUUUUUCAUAUACGCCACAAAGUCUGGCAAGGCUGUGGUACAACUGAAGAGUUUAUCCAUCUUUAUCGUGUGUAAGACUAUGAGUAAAGAGUCCAGAAUGAGGGCAACAGUAAACCAGAAGCUGACAGAGAUGGGGGAACGAGAGAGACUGAAGGAGUUACUGAGGGCUAAGCUCACUGAGUGUGGAUGGAAGGACCAGAUGAAAGCUCACUGCAAAGAAGUAAUCAAAGAAAAAGGCUUGGAACAUGUCACUGUGGAGGACCUGGUGGUAGAGAUCACUCCUAAAGGAAGAGCUUUGGUGCCGGACAGCGUCAAGAAAGAGCUUCUCCACAGAAUUAGAGCCUUCUUAGCUCAGCAAGCCACAUAAUUAUGAUUUUUAACAUUACAACUUGCCUAUACUAUCAUGAUAUAGAAUGUGUUUAAUAAAUUGAUCUACUUGAAUGUUAAAAGUAUUUUUCCAUUAUCUUGAAUUUUUCUGAGACAUAAUGACACCGGCUUUUCUUUUUUUUUUUACUAAUUCUGUGACUACGGUUAUCACAUGUUUGUUAAUGCACUCACCUUGCACAUUUAGUUGACCUUUCUAUAAGGUACUGUAUGAAUAACGUUUUAGAAUCAUUGAUCAACAAUCAUUUUAAAUAUAAUAAUAAUAAAUAAAUAUAUAAUAAUAAUAUUGUAUUUGAAUUGAAGCUUUUUACUGUCCUGGCUUUAUUUCUUAAUUAAAACAU